AUGGGUUUUCAUCUUCCUCUUAAUAAGAUCGACCAGGUCAACCAGCCUCCCUUAUACUUUCUACAAGUCCAGGAUGGUUUAAUCUUGUCCGUAUCUAUUUCUUGGACAAUAGCGUAUAUUCUGUACAUCCGCCAAGGCCUUCGGGACAAGUCCUAUGGCAUGCCACUUUUCGCGCUAUGCGGAAAUGUAGCCUGGGAGUUACUCUUUGGCGUUGUGAUGCCAACGUCAGCGGCUCAAGUUGUGGCUUUUGUACCCUGGCUUGCAAUCGAUGUGGGAAUCAUUUACACCACUUGGAAGUUCGGCCCCGAAGAGUGGAAGAACUCGCCGCUUGUAGCCCGAAAUCUCCGUUGGAUCUUGCUACUAGGUAUUGCUAUAACCACGGGCGCUUUUUGGGCAUUUAUCAAGACCGUUGGUAUUGAUCCUGCCUCGUUUUAUCUGGGGUACUCAGAUCAGUUCCUUAUCAGUUGUACAUCUCUUGUACAAAUCUUGCGUCGUGGUAGUACCGCUGGCCAUUCCUGGGGGAUCUGGUUUUAUAGAACUUUUGGCACUUUUCUUUCCAUCGUGCUGUUUGCCUGGCGCUAUUACUUCUAUCCACAGAGCUACCCAAGAGUUGCCGAACCAAUAGUCGUAUUCUUUUUCUUUGCCUCCGAGGUUCUGGAUGUUAGUUAUGCCUUUGUCUAUUACCAUAUUGAAAAACAAAAUAAGUUGAAGAAGAACUAA
Messenger RNA from Exserohilum turcica Et28A, 720 nucleotides. RefSeq lists its product as uncharacterized. The record is from RefSeq and is a predicted model, not a curated record. The transcript has 3 exons. Bases 1 to 720 code for a protein of 239 amino acids. Gene Ontology annotation, molecular function: lyase activity. Lineage: Eukaryota; Fungi; Ascomycota; Dothideomycetes; Pleosporales; Pleosporaceae.